AUGGCUAAUCAGUUACAUCCCUUCCAAAGUGCAUCUUCACAGAUGCCUGCGCUUACCCUAUCCCCUGGCCAACUUUUCAUUCAAUCCCAACUUUGCACCAAACCAGAGUAUCCACCCAAGGAUCUCGACCUCGCCGGCCGAACAGCCAUUAUCACUGGAGCAAAUAAUGGCAUUGGUUUCGCAUGUACCAAACUCCUCCUUCAACAUAAGUUGAGCCAUCUCAUCAUCGCCGUUCGUUCUGAAGAGAAGGGCAGCGCUGCUGCUGAGCAACUCCGUCGCACGUUACCUUCUAGCAGUCCUCAGAUUGAUGUCUGGAAGCUUGAUAUGGCAAGUUAUAGCUCGAUUGAAGACUUUUCAAAGCGUUGUGAGACUCUGCCAAGGAUAGACUUUGUCUUUCUCAACGCUGGUAUGGGCGGUACAACCUUUAACCUGAAUAAGGCCACGGGCCAUGAGGAGACUAUGCAGGUUAACUUCUUGUCUACCAUGUACCUUUCUGUUCUUCUCUUGCCGGUACUCACGAGCAAGGCUCCAGCCCCGAAGCCAAGCCGACUCACAAUUGUCAGCUCUGGAACGGCCAUGCACUGCGAAUUGCCCGAAGCCAAAGCAGACCAUAUCAUAUCUGCUCUCGAUUUAGAAGCCAACUUUGAUGGCAUGGGGCACUAUGCCAAGUCCAAGCUCCUCGGUCAACUCUUCAUCGACAGACUAUCUCAACACGUUGACCCAAGCAAUGUUGUCAUUAACCUUGUUGACCCAGGCUUGACCAAGGGCACAGGACUGAUGGAUAAAAGCUCUGGUCUCAUGAAGAUCGUUAUGGCCAUGGGAACUAGGGUAGUCGGUCGUACACAGGAGCAAGCUGCCUCAGCCUACGUUGAUGCAGCGAUUGUCAAGCGAGAGGAAUCACAUGGGUCGUAUAUCAUGGACUGGAAGAUCUGCCCUAUUAUAUCACGUUCGCCGCCCCCCCGCACUUUAUCUGACAGGCCAUCUCCUCAUCUCAUCUUCAUCAUGAACAAAGUCAUAUCCGGCUCCAACGCUCUGGUAGUCGGCGGCACCAGCGGCAUUGGCUACGCAAUAGCCAAACGUCUAGCAACAUCUUCCAAUUACCAGUUCUCAUCAAUCACUAUCCUCGGCCGGACAAAGCCGCAGGUCAUGCCAGCUGAGAAAGUCUCCUUCCGCUCCGUUGACGCAACGUCCAUGCACGCUUUGAAAGAAUUUGCGCAAGAGUUUCGAAGCAAUAGCCAGAACACUCCUCUUGACCUUCUCGUGAUGACGCAGGGAAUCAUGUCAUUCGCUGGACGGACGGAAACACCUGAGGGGAUUGACAGGAAGAUGGCGUUGCACUACUACGGUCGUCAGCUCUUGAUUAGAGAACUCAGCCCCAUUCUUAGCCAUAAUGCGAAAGUUCUUCUCGUUCUGGACGGACUCAACGGUAGUCCUGAGAAGCUGAACUGGGAUGAUCUCGACCUCAAAGAAACCUUCAGCCUCGCUCACGCGGCAAACCACUGCAUCUGCAUGAAUGACACAAUGAUACAAUAUCACGCGCUUCAAAACCAAGGUUCCAAACAGUUCUUCGCGCACGGCUAUCCUGGAGUUGUAAACACAGCAACACCGAAGAACUCAGCUUGGUAUUUCCGAGCGGUGUCAAAGAUUGCUUCGAGAUUGGUUGGUCUGCAGCCUGAGCAGUGUGCUGAAAGACAACUUGAUGGACUUUACAAAGCUGCGGAUGAGUUGCAAUCAAGGGAUAUGUCCUGGGCUUGCAUCGAUAACCAUGGAAAGGUGAUUGGAGGGAAAAAAGAGUGGAGUGAGGAGGAGAGAAGGAAGAUUGCUGACCAUACUUGGGCUCUUGUUGAUCGGACAUGAGACAUAAGAAGCGAUGGGUAGAACACUUUAAUGAGAAUGAUAUGUUCAAG
Messenger RNA from Fusarium oxysporum Fo47, 1907 nucleotides. RefSeq lists its product as uncharacterized. The record is from RefSeq and is a predicted model, not a curated record. The transcript has 2 exons. The coding region runs from base 1 to 1857 and encodes 618 amino acids. NCBI's taxonomy places the organism in Eukaryota, Fungi, Ascomycota, Sordariomycetes, Hypocreales, Nectriaceae.